Molecule: messenger RNA, 828 nt
Organism: Fusarium falciforme
Lineage: Eukaryota; Fungi; Ascomycota; Sordariomycetes; Hypocreales; Nectriaceae
Exons: 1
Coding region: 1-828 (275 amino acids)
Source: RefSeq, a predicted model, not a curated record
AUGGCAACCCACAACGGCGAGUUCGUUUUCGAUCGAGCACAAAACACGGAUGUGUUUGAGCAAGACUUCGACCGAGAGUUAUCCCUUAGGUGGCAGUUUGUACAAGCGCAAGCAGGCAAGCACCUCCCCAUGGUCCUGCUCCCGCAACGGGGCCGCCCGCCAAAGCAUCCGAAGCAAGCACAUGACGAUGAGCUGACUGAGACUAUCUAUAUGAUCAAAGAUGAGCUCAAGUACUUGAACGAGACUGAGAAGCUCGACUUGAGCUGCCGUGCCCCCUGUCAGCUGGGACUCGCUGAAAGGCUUGGGAAAAGAUGGGCGUUCUUGCACAUCGGUACCUUUGCCCCCUAUCCUCCCAACUUCAGCUUUCAUCAUCAAGUAGCACCUGGCGCCGUCCUCGGUCCUAAGGCCCAGCAGGAUCAUGUAUCAAUUGCAGCUAGUGAGCUUCAGGAGCUGACAAGGUUGAUUACUGAAGAUCGCUACAAGUGGUUCCUUGAGUGCGAAAAGAAGACUCGCGACGGGAUUAAGCUCGCCGAGACGCGCAUCAGGGAGCUUGAGGUGGGCAUGACCCGCCAGCACAACGCCGUUUCAAAGGAGUUUGAGCUCUGGGCUGAAAACAUUGGGGACAAUGUCUUUGUGAUCAAUGACCCCUUUCAGAAGAUCCCAGAUGUCAACACUGACUGCGGCUGGCAUGCCUGGUUCAGACUUGAGAAACAGCUGUUGGAGGCUGAGCGACUGCUAGAGAUUGAGCGACGCGCCCAGCACUGGGUAUUUUGUGACAUUCUAGCGGCCAUGACCAACGGGCUCGUUGAGAAGGGUGAGAUGCAUUAA